Odocoileus virginianus texanus is the source of this 955-nucleotide messenger RNA. RefSeq names its product LEM domain containing 1 (gene LEMD1). The record is from RefSeq and is a predicted model, not a curated record. NCBI's taxonomy places the organism in Eukaryota, Metazoa, Chordata, Mammalia, Artiodactyla, Cervidae.
UGGAAAUCCUUGGGUGAAACUCACCCAGCUUUAGUAACCAUCCCAACUUCAUAGACUUUAGAUAACCAUGUAAACAGGAUUCAACUGUCAGAAAAGAGGCCAAACUUUUGUCACCAUGGUGGAGGUGAAGUGUCUGAGUGAUGACCAAUUGCAGAAUGAACUCGACAAACUCGGAUUUUCACCUGGCCCAAUACUACCUUCCACCAGAAAAGUGUAUGAAAAGAAGCUAGCGCAAUUGUUGGUCUCAACUUCCUGUGCACCACCCAAGAAGAAUGGACCCAGAGAACUGGACAGAGCUCAGAACAAUGAUGACAGUGAAGAGUUUAAUGCCACUAUCGUUUUGAAACGAAAUAUCACACCCUCAUCAGAAAAAAACAAGGCACCCAAAAAUAGAUGCAAGACUUCCACCAGUAAACCAAAAGCCGUAGAAAACUUCUGCUCGGAUUCUAAGCGUACUGAGGGAAGAAGAUGUGCUGCAAGAGCACCAAAUAUCAGAUACAAAGCCCUGAGGAACCUCAAAGAGAAAGCCUGCUGCAGAGUGAACAGGAGAGCUGGAAACGGGAACCUAGAAAUGUUUCCAAUGCGCUUGACACUUGCUGUGUUCGGCAUCUUCAUUAUUGUGAUAUUUGUCUACAUAACCAUGGAAAGCAAGUAACUCUUUGGUUAAGUGCUUUGGAAGCAGAGUGAGGAACAAGUGCCUGAGUAUUGCUCCAAGCCCUCCUGCUUCAGGAGGGAACAGAGGCUACUCUCAAGGUGGAGACCCAGCCCCACAACUGGGGGGUCUUCCCUUGCCCCGUGCUGAGAUGAAGGGUCUGUGACCAGGCUCCAGACAGGUGGAAGGGAUGAGGGAGCGAGCCAGGCAUUUGUGUCAAAGAGCUUGAUAGUAGGAAGUUCCCCGAGUCAGGUUGGCCAUCAUUAAAAGUACUUUCACGUUCGUGCAGCCCUCUAAGAAGGA